CCGGGUCCGCAAAGUCGUUCCGCUUCGUUGUCUGCUUUUGAGGAACUUCAACAAUCAUUUAAGUUCGAAAAGAAAACAAAAUCAUCUUCCAACAUUUCAGAAAGAAGCUGAAGAGGAGAACAUGGCCCAGCAUUGGUCGUAUGAUAUUCUGAAGCAUAUAGCUAUCAAUGACAAGGAUGCUCAAGACAAUUUGGAAGACUUGAAAUCAAUCCUGCUAGAUGAUAUUGGAUCGACUAGGAAUAUGUGUCGUAUUAAGGAUAUGACAGAUCUCAUAGAUUGUUUGGAAAGACAUGAUGCCUUGUCCGAAAACAAUAUUGAACCACUGCGAGAAAUUGCGGAUCAAUUCGGAAACAAAGAACUUGAGGAAGCAAUUUGCAAUUAUUUUGCACCAAAAGACUCGUCGGGCUUCACAGAACCUUACAACCAAUACAAGGAACUUCGUUUGGCCGACGAAGUAAGAAGUCACUUGAGUAUCAAUGGCGAUUCACAACACGCAGAGGUUCGUGGAAGAAUGUCCAACGAUAAUGUACGUUUCCAAAGUGGACAAAGCCAAACUCUCCCUCCCCCUCUACCAACUCCAACUAUUUAUCCUCAAGAAUUGACGGAUAGGAAGCGUGCUGCAAUCCAUAAACUAAUAGCUAAUGAAAUCGGGAAAUUCUGGAGAGCUUUGGGAAGGGAAUUACAACUUUCACAAGGUCAAUUGGAUGCCUUAGAAAUGGAGUACCCUCGGGAUUUAGUUUCUCGGGUAUACAAGUUGUUGCAGGUGUUUGAGGAGGAUGAGUGCCACGAUUCCAAGCAAAAUGUUCUUGUAUUGUGUAGAGCUUUGGAAGACUGCCGACGUAAAGACUUGCGUAGAAAAGUCGAAGAUAUAAUGUCACACUAAGAAAAUCAAUACCCAAAAGGUUACAAUUGUUUUCCCUUUCUAAAAGUUCUAAUGUUAAAUACAUUUGUAAAUAUCAAUCAAACGUACCUAUAUAUAUUUUUCUUUUCUAUUAAAUAUAUAAAUUUAUAAUAAGAAAA
Molecule: messenger RNA, 1020 nt
Organism: Musca domestica (house fly)
Lineage: Eukaryota; Metazoa; Arthropoda; Insecta; Diptera; Muscidae
Gene: Fadd
Product: fas-associated death domain protein
Exons: 1
Coding region: 122-883 (253 amino acids)
Biological process (GO): regulation of apoptotic process; signal transduction
Molecular function (GO): protein binding
Source: RefSeq, a predicted model, not a curated record